Messenger RNA from Filobasidium floriforme, 2286 nucleotides. Its product is annotated as kinase-like protein. The record is from RefSeq and is a predicted model, not a curated record. Gene Ontology annotation, biological process: peptidyl-threonine phosphorylation; peptidyl-serine phosphorylation. Lineage: Eukaryota; Fungi; Basidiomycota; Tremellomycetes; Filobasidiales; Filobasidiaceae. Gene Ontology annotation, molecular function: protein serine/threonine kinase activity; protein serine/threonine/tyrosine kinase activity; ATP binding. Bases 1 to 2286 code for a protein of 761 amino acids. The transcript is spliced from 6 exons.
AUGCAUACGAGUAGAAGCGGUCUCUUGCCUUCGAUAGCUGGAUCUCCAGCUACUCAAAACAAGACAAAAGCCGCAUCGCCAUCUCCUUCCACUACUCAGACACAUGCCCGCACGAUCCUUUCGAGUACUCCCACCAAGAUCCCGAGAAUGGCAAGCCGUACGUCUCUCGUCAACUCGGUCGGCGUAUCAGGUCAGGCUCCCCCUUUGCCCGUCAAAUCGGCUAUCAACCAUAGUCUGCCUGUCACGCGCGAGCGUACAGUCACCGGGCCAGCCGCCGUGUCAUCCUCCAUGCUAUCCGAGUUUGGCUAUGGUCAACCAGACAAAAGUCGAGUGGGCUCACGACUCUACGCCAAAAAUGGAACAGCCGAGCUGCCCCGUGCAGACCAGUCGCCGACCAGCAUCUCUAGUCAAGGCACUAUCUUGGCCAGCCGAGGAUCCGUAGAUACUGGUGCCAGCUCUUCGAAAAGGAACCUGCCCAUGCUCCCGGAUGGUUCAGAUCCGAACAAGACCUUGAAGGCCAAAGUGUUACCACGUGACCUUUCCGGCGGCUCCCUGAGACGGACCUCGUUGACGAGCCAAUCCAACGGGCCCACGGCCAGCCCUAUCGCAACGCCUAGCAAAAUGGACAAGGUUCCAAAUCGUUUGGCCGUGCCAAGCUAUGCUAGGAUACCUCAUUCUUCAUCGACUUCGAACAUGUCCGGUCGAUCCUCUCGGUCGCAAUCUCCGCAGACCAGCACUGUAGACGAGGACGAGCACAAGGGCAACGAGGAAAUGGCUCAGUUCUUCAAACGUCAGCGGUCAAAGCAAGCCCGAGGCGAGAUCAAGAGUCCCGAGAUUGAGGCAAUGCUGAACUUUCCCGACGAUAUGGAACCCGGCAAGGAACUGUCUCCCCAUGCUUUCAUCAAGUCUCACUUCGAGUCCUUGUCACUUCUCGAACGUCGGGAAAUUUUGGACUAUCAAUCGAUCUGGUAUUCUGGACAAAAAGGCAAGAAAAAUCAGGCUACACCCGAAUCUACAGCCAACAAUCACGGCUAUGACGACGAAAGGGGCGACUACAUUCACAUCCAGGGCGAUCAUCUGGCCUAUCGAUACGAGAUCAUGUGCCUGCUCGGAAAAGGUUCCUUUGGUCAGGUGCUCCAGUGCCGAGAUCACAAGACGGGACAAUGCGUCGCAAUCAAGAUCAUUCGGAACAAGAAACGGUUCCAUUCUCAGGCGCUCGUUGAAGUGAAGAUCUUAGAAAACCUGGUCAAAUGGGACCCCGAGGAUAAGCACAACUUGAUCAAGAUAAAUCAGCACUUCUACUUCCGCGGCCAUCUCUGUAUCGUGACCGAGCUCCUUAGCAUCAACCUUUACGAAAUGGUCAAAGCCAACAGCUUCGUCGGGUUCUCGACGACCUUGAUCCGCCGGUUCACGGUCCAACUCCUGUCCUCUCUCCAGGUCAUGCGAAACAACCGGGUCAUCCACUGCGAUCUCAAGCCAGAGAAUAUUCUCCUGCGACACCCGGCCAAGAGCGGUCUCAAAGUCAUCGAUUUCGGGAGCAGCUGCUUCGAACACGAGAAAGUCUACACCUACAUACAAAGCCGAUUCUACCGAUCCCCUGAAAUCAUCCUUGGAUGUUCUUACCAUACCGCCAUCGACAUGUGGAGUCUAGGCUGCAUCAUCGCCGAGCUCUACACAGGAUAUCCAAUCUUCCCCGGAGAGAACGAGCAAGAGCAGCUGGCUUGCAUCAUGGAGGUGUUGGGUGCCCCUGAUCGCAGUACGGUCGAAAAGUCGACCCGAAAGAAGAACUUUUUCGACUCCCUGGGUCAACCUAAAAUCGUAGCCAACUCCAAAGGCAAACGCCGAAGGCCCGGCUCCAAAACACUACAGCAGGUCUUGAAAGCCGACGACGACCAAUUCAUCGACUUCAUUGCGAAAUGUCUGACCUGGGACCCGGAGCGUCGCCUGAAACCAGCUGCGGCGAUGCGACACCCUUGGAUCAUUGGUGCUCGCAAGGUGCCGGCCUCUAAUGCGCCUCCCGCUUCGGCGAUACAUUCUCGUCUGUCGAGCAUCACCGCGACUCCUUCCCGAAGAUCCAAUGGCAGCGAAAACGGCAAACCCAGGAUUUCUGAACCCUCACCCUUGACGGCUCGCAAAACGCUUUCCGGUUUGCCCGCCUCGUCCAGCGGCAACUUUGCCAGUCAGAGCAGUCGGAUCGCUCGACCGACCCAGUUCAACUCGUCUCGAUCGAUAGCACAGGUGAGUUGCUGGCUGACUCAUCUUUCUAUUCUGCUCAGAAAUGUCUGA